CCGCAGUGAAGAAACGGAUCGCGAUGAAGACUGCGUUGCGGAAUAUGUCCUGGAUGAAGUGGAGGAGGAACAGGUGCAAACACAAGCACUCUGUCGUGGCACGAUGAUUGGCUCUAACUCUAGUACCACAAGAGAAGAUAUUAGUAAUAAUGAUCAGACCUCCUCCCAGGUGGAAGGAGAAUGUGACAAUGAUAAAAACAAGUCCUCUAUUCCGCGCACAACGUCUGAGCACACGAGCAGUAACAAGUCUGACGAUUCGGGCACAAAGGCUGAAACCUCUAGUCGCUCACCUGAUACAAACCCUGAGUCGCCGCAGCGGCAGCGCCAAGGUUUAUCGAGUUCGAGUCGACGGGUAUGAGAUAACUUAAUUAGAUGAAGACUUCUCUCAAAUUUAGUAUUGGGCCCUUCUCCUGAAGUGGAGUCCGGUAUUAAGUAGUCCCGUCGACAGUUUCGGAGUACUGAUCUGGGCAAUUCACCAUGACCAUUCUCGCAAAUUUCUAAUCUGAACCUCCUAGAUGUGUCAUUCGUUUCAUAAAGCACCUCGGACCAAGAUGCAGCUCUUCUAACACCUUCCGUCCAAGACCUAGCCAGCCCUGAUUGCGCUCGAUUGGACGUCGAUGCUAGUACCAGCUGCAGUGCGUCUGUUUGCCACCCUUCGCCGACCGAGAUUCGCUCUUCUUACACUGCCUCGCUCACAAGUUCCAGCACCAAUGGGGUAUUUGGUGGCGCGCCGUCGGCGUUUGUGGUGUACUCUCGCAAUUUGCUAUUGGAUGUGCGGAAACAACAAAGACAGAAGGAAGAAGCAGAGAACAAAGAUGCAAAGUUGGCGAAAGAUCAGAAGAAGAAUCCAAUGUUGGCUUUGCACGUCAUCACUGAGACGGACAUCCGUCGUACGCUUUUUGCACGCUUACUCUCUGAGAUUGAGGAGACCCAAGAAUUGAUUCUGGGCGAGACACCAGCUGCUGCGUUGAGUCUCGUUCAGGCUGCUGUCCUUCUCACGAUCGGAUUGAAGCACCGUGUGUGGCGUUGCGAACGUGCCAAGUGUGGGUCUCUUUAUGGCAGUAUGUGUUAUGUAAAAUUCAAGAAUGAAGAUAGAAGACGUAGAGGUGUUUUCGAGAGGCUAAAACGAAGAGAACGUAUUAUUUAGCUACCAAAUGAAACCUCAUGCUCAUGACUUCAUUCUCUAACUCCGGUUUGAUCUGAGCAAAGCCUUUUCGAUUGAACACGAAAGCCUACAACAAGCAGACGACACGACCCACAUGAUCGAGGAACGCACGAGCACGAAGUGGAAAGUUGUGACCCUAUGGGAUGGUUGGCUGGAGUUGCAGGAUAUUCUAACUUUCGUCUCCAAUUCUGUCACGACAGCUAGUAAUGAGACCGAAAAACGCCUCGCUGCAGAGGAGAACAAGACUCUAGAAGAUAUCCGUGAGCAAGCGGCCAAUAUGAAUUUCAUCCGCGAAAUCUUUGAAAACGAAGCGAGUUUGGCCUUGCAGCCAUUGGAUGCAAGUUUGGCGGUUCAGUAUCUUGUUAUGGCUAACUCAGAAACAGAAUCGUGAACGUGAUUCUGCAAUUUGCGAAACAGCUACUGCUAUCACUUAUGUAGCCAGGGGCGUUCCCUAUUUGUUGACAAUGUUCCAAUACAGACUCAAAUCUAAUCUCAGCGGCAAACUCCAUCUCGAUUUCGGACCACCGCCAAUGCCUGAUCUGGAACUGCCACCGCUGCCGCCGCCUGAUAUACCGGCUGUGAUGGUGCCACAAGGUAACCCUGUGAGGAUGGAAACGCCGCAAGGCGUUGACGUUGUACAACCUUUGAAGACUACUCCUGCCUCAGCAGUCGUAGUGCCUCCAGAUGCGACAAGCACAAUCAAGCACGUUCGUGUUGUAGAACAGCCACCUCCACCUGCUCCUCCUGUACCACCAACUUCUAGUAAUCAUGCUGUUUGUUCGACUUCAAGUUCGUGCUCUGCGGUUGUCGAUAGAAUCAUCAACAGUGGAGCGAGUACUAGCUCUGCUGUGCAAGCUGCAAGGGGCAAUGCAACUGGUGGAUCUACUUCGACGUCAAACGCGUGUUUGAAUACAUCCAAUCAGUCAGGUGUAACUGUAAACAAUCAGAUUGAUGCUGGUGCUUUUCCUCCUUCUGGAUCUGCGACGGCAAUCGAUACGACCGGUGCUAUGUUGAGCGGAACUACCUGUCUCGGCAGUAACAGUACGGUCCACAGCGAUGCUGCUUUCGGAGGUAGUUCAAAAAUCGAAAAUGGUCCAGCUGCAACAUCGAGUUUGAGUACCUUCUCAGCUGGUGCUCCGAGUUUUGUACCCAGUUUCAUUACUGCUGCUCAAGGAGCUGCUGGGACUGGCGCUAACACUAACCACUCGUCUGGUGUCGGACAUCAACACCAUACUAGUUCUUCC
Messenger RNA from Amoebophrya sp. A25, 2409 nucleotides. The record is from the annotation of a GenBank genome assembly. NCBI's taxonomy places the organism in Eukaryota, Dinophyceae, Syndiniales, Amoebophryaceae.